UGGCCAUUGCAGCGAGGGCAUUGGGUCUUCUUUUUCUCACACUCUCCGCGGUUAAGAUUCCAGAUUUGUGGAGAAGUUUCUCUUGUGUGGGAAGAACUGGCAAUCGAUCAGGAUGGCGCGGAGGUGCUCGCAUUGUGGCCACAAUGGCCACAACUCGAGGACGUGUCCGGAUCGCGGCAUCCGGUUGUUUGGCGUGAGGCUCACGAUGAAGGCCACGGACGGCGCGAGCGGCGUAGCGAUGCGGAGGAGCGCCAGCGCAGGGAAUUUGGUGACAAUGCAAGCAAUCGCGACGCCGACGAGCAGCUCCGCGGUCGCGUCGGAGCAAUCUGAGUCGGGCGGCGAUGGCUACGCCUCGGAUGGGCUCGUCCAGGCGUCGAGCUACGCGAGAGCGAGGAAGAAAGGUGUUCCGUGGAGGGAGGAAGAACACCGGCUGUUCUUGGUGGGUCUCCACGCGCUGGGGAAAGGAGAUUGGCGGGGGAUCUCGAGGAAUUACGUGACGAGCAGGACGCCGACGCAGGUCGCGAGCCACGCGCAGAAGUAUUUCAUCCGCCAGAGCAAUCUCACCAAGCGCAAGCGCCGCUCCAGCUUGUUUGACAUCUCCCCAGAGGCGGAUUGUAAUCCCCGGAGAAAUCUUCGUGGCAAGCAGGCAAUGGACGAUGCAACGAGCUCGGAUCCAAGGGAAUCUCCCAGAUUCCAAAGGCAUCUUCCACCGCUCGCGCCCCAGGAGGAGAGCAUUUCGUCAUCUUCCGUGGAAAAUCCGCGACAGUGGCUGUGUAUAUCCACGUCGCCAAAUCCAGCGGCGGAUAAGUUAGCGGGGCCUAAGCCCAAAACCCCUGCUAAAACCUUAGCACUGGAGGAGGAACCGGAGGACCUGACGAGGCUAAGCCUCGGCUCCGCCAACUUAGUGGCCCCGCCUAAUCUGGAGAAGCUUGCCCCCACUUCGGAGCCAAUAAGCGUAGUUUAAACCAGACCUUGAAAAACGUACAUACCUUUUAUUUGACUUUUUACUGGAGAAAGGGAAUACGAGCAGGAGGAGAUAUGGCGUA
Messenger RNA from Selaginella moellendorffii, 1046 nucleotides. RefSeq names its product transcription factor MYBS3. The record is from RefSeq and is a predicted model, not a curated record. The coding region runs from base 113 to 964 and encodes 283 amino acids. NCBI's taxonomy places the organism in Eukaryota, Viridiplantae, Streptophyta, Lycopodiopsida, Selaginellales, Selaginellaceae. The transcript has 3 exons. Gene Ontology annotation, molecular function: DNA binding; zinc ion binding. Gene Ontology annotation, biological process: response to gibberellin; response to ethylene; response to auxin.